UUUCAGCUAAUUGCUCUCGUAGCCUUCGUCACCUGCGCCAACGCCGGAUUCAUCGGCUCUCCAACUCUCUCAUACGCGGCUACACCGGCUAUUCAUGCGGUUCAUGCGGCUCCGGUCGCCUACGCGGCCGCUCCCCUAGCCAAGGCCGUCAUCGCCAAGACCAUCGACACCGAGUACGAUCCCCAUCCCCAGUACUCUUACGCAUACGACGUAGCGGACUCGCUGACCGGGGACUCUAAAAGCCAGCAAGAAACGCGCGACGGCGACGUGGUGAGCGGCAGCUACUCACUCUUGGAGGCCGACGGCACGAGGCGAGUCGUGCACUACACCGCAGACGAUCACAAUGGCUUCAACGCCGUCGUCGAGAAGCAGCCCGCAGCGAUCGCCUACAAGACGGUCGCCACGGCCCCCGUCCUCAAGACCGUCGCACCCUACCCGCUCUCAUACGCAGCAUCAUCUCCGUUGAUCAAGGCCGUUGCACCAGCCCCGGCUGUGACCUACAGUAGCCCGGUUGUCAAUACCUACGCCGCGGCACCGACUCUUGCCUACUCAGCGCCCCUCCUCAAGUCAUACGCCGCUCCAAGCCCCGUAGUGAAAACCCUCGCACCGCUUCCUUACCCAUCGCCCUAUACCCACUCCUACGCAACGCAAUACUCUCAGAGCUUCUCCGCGCCCGUCGUCACUAAGUACGCGGCAGCCCCGACCCUCGCCUACUCUAGCCCCGUUGCUUACAAUGCCGCCAUCCCCGUGGCUCACUCGUCGGUUCCGGCAGUAUACGCCGCGGCUCACGAGUACGCGAGCAAAUGGUAAGCCCCUAACCGAUGAAAAGCAUAAUCAUGUGGUAAUCAUGUUUUACGUUGCGAUUAUGAAGAAUGUCGGACGAGUUUUUAUU
Ceratosolen solmsi marchali is the source of this 892-nucleotide messenger RNA. Its product is annotated as cuticle protein-like. The annotation marks the transcript as partial. Gene Ontology annotation, cellular component: extracellular matrix. The transcript has a single exon. Lineage: Eukaryota; Metazoa; Arthropoda; Insecta; Hymenoptera; Agaonidae. The record is from RefSeq and is a predicted model, not a curated record.